Messenger RNA from Stylophora pistillata, 5325 nucleotides. RefSeq names its product DNA topoisomerase 2-binding protein 1-A. The record is from RefSeq and is a predicted model, not a curated record. Gene Ontology annotation, biological process: mitotic DNA replication checkpoint signaling; DNA replication initiation; mitotic G2 DNA damage checkpoint signaling. Lineage: Eukaryota; Metazoa; Cnidaria; Anthozoa; Scleractinia; Pocilloporidae.
UUGUGUUUUGAUGACCAUGUUUUCGUAUAAUUUCCUUUAAAAUUUUUCGUUUUGAAAGGUUCUUUAGAAUCUCAAUUGAUUUCUUGAUACAAAAUUUCGUAGACAAGCAUAAUGAUAGAGAAAUGAACUCGGUUUAACUAUUCUGUACCGUAAAAUUAUAGUUGAGCUAUACGAAUUCGAUGGAAUCCAAGAUGGCGGACUGAGAAAACUGACACAUAAAAGUUGUCAAUUUCAUGUGCUGAUCAGGAAACCGAAAAAUGGCGAGCGAUGAUGAAAAUACCCUUAGGUUUAUAAGUGUUGAUGAAUCGAAGGAAGAAAACCUUUUGCGAGCCUCGGAAGCUAGCAAGGAGUACGAUUUGAACAGCGAAUGGAUUUCUGCGAGCGAUUUGGAAAAUAUUGAUUUGGAGACACAACGAUCGGUCUACGUUUUGGAGAAUUUUGAAGGAGAAAGUUUCGAGUACUUGAAGAAAAGUAAAUGCAGGAUUGUUGGUCCACAGUGUAUAUUAUCUUGUUUACAAACACAGACCCCGCUGCCAAAUGUCCAAUAUCCAGUUUAUGGUGUAGCCAUGCUUGGCACUGCUAUCAGUUGUACCAGUGUACCUCGGCAAGAGAGAGAUAGGCUUUACGAUCUUAUCCACCUGAUGGGAGGAAUUGUUAUGAAAGAUUUCACCAGCGCAGUAACUCACUUGGUUGCGGGUGAAGUGGGGUCUAAGAAAUACAAGGUAGCAUGUAGUUUCAACAAACCCAUUUUAUUACCACAGUGGGUUUACAAAUGCUGGGAGCUCAGUCAGGACAAACAUGUAUGUGCCACAGAUGAACAAUUCAUGGAAUUCAAAUGCCCAACAUUCAAGGGAAUAACUCUUUGUGUGACAGGUAUUGAUGCAGAAAAAAGGAAAGAAAUUAAGAAACUUGUAACACAACAUGGUGGAACAUACUCUGGUGCACUUGAUAUGAACACAUGUACUCAUUUACUUGUCGAUGAGCCAAGGGGUGAAAAAUAUGAGUAUGCAAGGAGGUGGAAUCUUCACUGUGUUUGUACACAAUGGUUUUAUGACUCAGUUCAGACAGGCUUGUGUCAGGAUGAGUCAAGCUAUUAUACUCAGCCUAAUGAAGAAAAUAACAGUUCACAAGCAGGUGCAAGAUUUUCUGGUUUAAUUAAAGGCAAUACUUCUAAAAGUAGUACAGAGAAGAAGAUUUCAAAUAAGGCUGCACAAGCAGCAUACAAGAGUGCGCAGAAACACGGCAACAAAGAUUUGAUCUCUGGUUGUGGAAGAUACAGUAGACUAUCUAAUCAGUCUAAGACUGAUGUUUCCAGGAUAGGAGAGACUCAUAUUUCAGAUCCAGAUGGCUCUGAUUUUGAUGUCAGAAUUCAGCCUGGGAAUAUGUUUCUGGAUGGUUGUAAAAUUUAUUUAAGUGGAUUUUCUGGGCAAAACUUGGAGAAGCUUAGAAAGAUCAUCAACUCUGGAGGAGGGACAAGAUUCAAUCAAAUCAAUGAGAUUGUUUCUCAUGUUAUUGUUGGCAAUAGAAUUGAUGCAGAUAUUGAUCUGUUAAGAAACUGCGAUUUUCAAGUGUUUAUUGUUAGUGUUCAAUGGAUUUUGGAUUCUGCAAGGGAAGGGAAAAAGCUAUCAGAAGAAAAAUAUCUCUGUUCUGAUCUAUUACAAAGGGAGGAUCUUCCACUCUCAUGCAAAGAGAAUGAAGAUCCUGCUAAAACCCUUUCAAAAGCAACAAAAAAUGUCUCUGUUCUUCAACCAAGUGCAUCUGAGAAAAAUAAAAAGGAUGCAAAAGCCAAGCCAAAGGAGGAUCAGUGCGAUGGUGAUGAUGAUUAUGAUGAUGUUUUCAUACAAUAUCUGCCUCAGAAUGAAGAUCAAGGCAGUGAACCUGGGCAAAACCUUCCUCAAACAGACACCACUGCACAGUUAAAAGAGUGCAGUAGUUUUAGUGCUGAUCCUGAUGCUACACUUGAUAAUGAAGAAGAAGAAGAAGCUCCCCAAGAUGGCUUACUGUCUGGAAAGUUUUUCACAGUGGCUGGUUUUUCUAGUGAACAUCUGACACACCUCUGGCAGCUUCUAGAGAGCAAUGGAGGAAAGGCCGUGUCUGGUGGACAAACAGCUGACUAUGCAGUGUUACCAAUGAACAAAGUUCCUGAAGAAGAUUUACAAGCAAAACAGCUAGUUACAUUUUGCUGGUUGGAGCAGAGCUUAGCAUGUGACCAUCUUUUGGCCCCAGAGGAUGGCUUUCUCUUUAAGCCAUUUAGUAUCCCAGAGGCCAGAAAACCACUCAGUGGAUGUGUUUUAACAAUCAGUCAAUUUACAGGCGUAGAAAGAGACCACAUAUAUCAACUAGCAGAACUUCUAGGUGCUCAUUGCCAGGAAUACUUUGUUCGUAAAGCAAGUGGGAACUUCAAGGCCAGCACACACCUCUUGUGCCAAGAUCCUGAUGGAAACAAAUACAAGGCAGCUAUGAAAUGGAAUAUCCCUGUAGUAAGCAGGGAUUGGCUCUUUGCCUGUGCUGCAGGUGGCACCCUGGUUCCCACUAAUGAGUAUCCUGUAGGCAGUGACAAAAAAGUUGUAGUGGAUGCCAAUGUUUGCCCAUCAGAGGAACUGAGAGUGGGCAAGGCAGAUGCUAAAGACACUUCUCAAGACCACAUUUUAAAAUCUGAAGAGGGUGAACUUCCAAUUGAAACAAACAAUGAAGUAUCUGCCCUCCAUGUGCAAAAUGUUAACAAUGGAGGUGGCGAUCAAGGAAGUACAGAAAAGCAACCUGUGAAGAGGCCAUCUAUGUACUUCCGUCCAUUCAGACCAUCAUUUGACUUGGCUGAUGUGAUGGAAGAGCUGGCUUCACCUGUUUGUUCAAGUCUAAGAGGCAGAAAGAGUCGGGGCAGUAGAAACAGCUUUCCACUGGGUGAUUUCUUUGCAGAGAACAUCAAACAGACUCUUAAAAAACUGGGCACUGUUGCUCCACGCACAAGGAAAGGUGAUGAGGAGAAUGAUGAUGAUGAAACUUUUGAUGACAUCCAACAAGAAAGAGAGGAAAAUGGAGAACCUCAUCAACAAGGUAUCCUAGUUGGUGUCAUUUUAUCUGUGAGUAAAAAAUUGGCUCAGCAACAAACAGAAAUCUUCAACUUAGCAUCUUCUCUCGGAGCUGAUUAUCGCAGGCUUUACGACGGAUCAUGCACGCACCUUAUUCACCAGCAGGGUCCAUCCAAUGACAAAAGUAAGGAAUAUGCACAGGCAAAGGCUCGAGGCAUUCACAUAGUGUCUCCUCAUUGGUUGUAUAGUUGUCAAGAAAAAAAUGAGCGAGUUGACGAGACCAUGUAUCCACACACCUUUAAUCCGAAGUUAAGUCUGUCAGUGGUAACAACGGGAAGACGAAUGACAAGAUCGUCUCAAGCUGCAACAACAGAACAAGAGAUGUCACCACAAAAGAAACGAAAGUCACUCUCAGUGAAAGUGAAUGAGUCGAGUGAAACUAAAAAACUUAGCAAGAUGGGGAGCGUGCCUGAGGAGUUAGCGGGGGAGGAAAAGGCUGAGGAAGGCGAUAUUGCAGAAGAGGUACAACAAGAUCCUCAAAUGGGACCAGCUACACUGGAGUCUCUAGAGGCCAGAGAAGAUUUUAAACGUCAACUAGAAGCAAUAAUGGAUGCUACCAAGGGAAAAGGGAGACGAAGAAGCCGGCGUCAUACGUCAUCCAGCAACUCGAUCAGCGUUUCCCACAAUUCAACAGGAAAUGUAACAUCUGAGAUGUCAUUGGCUACGAGACGUACGUCAUCAAGGGUUCGGUCACGUGUCGGUGCUAAGGCUAAUGAAGGUGAUAACAGCAAUUCGUCCUCACGGGUCAAAUCCCGUUUGUCAGCAACCGAUGACAGUGAACACUCGCAAAGUGAUACUAUCACCUAUGAUGAUCCCGCAGGACGGAUGGAGCGUGAGAAGAUUAUGGCGCAGCUCAAGAGGGGCUGUAGCCCCAGCCCUGAUACCCACACGGAGGACGAGGAGGACGACAGACCGUGCAACAAUACAAACACGGACGCACAAACGCUUGCCUCAAAGGAAUCUACAGUCACGGGAGUCACGCACACCGACGCUAACGACACAGCUGAACGUCACGUAAGAGAACUGAACGUGACAGUUAAGUCCGACCCUCCUACACCUGUCACCAGUUCCACUCCAGCAGCUCCGCCAAUCGGCCUGCAAAUUAAAGACACUCACAAACCCCAGCCUGUGAAUCUUCUAGACACUACGGCACUUGAUCAAACACAACCCCGAGCUCUGACCACGCCUAAGUUCCAGCUGUCGGUUAUGACACCUCAGGAGAAGAUAGAUUACUCAGCACUUAUUGAGCAGCUUGGAGGACAAGUGUUUGACACGGUUUAUUUUAAUCCCGAGUGCACGCACGUGGUGGUUGGUAAACCAAACAGGAAUGAAAAGUACCUUGCUGCAGUAGCCGCUGGGAAGUGGGUUUUGCACAAGUCGUUCUUGGAAGCCAGUCGAGAAGCUGGCUACUUUAUUGACGAGUCUCCCCACGAAUGGGGACAGGAAAUCCCUGGAGAACCUCACAAUAAACUUGCUGCUGCCCCUCGACGGUGGAGAGUCAAACUUCGCCAGGAAAGAGCGGCCGCUUCUGAAGCUGGUAAAAGUGCAGCGUCCUGCGGUGCAUUCAAUAGCUGGGUGGUUCUUCUGUGCGUGGACAAGUCACGGCAACCAGGAUUUAAACGUCUGUUAGAAUCCGGAGGGGCUAAGGUUUCGGGAUGCAGACCACCAUUCAAGAACACCAGCGACUUCACGCACGCAUUUGUAGACUUAGCUAAAACGAAAGUGGAUUCUUCUGACUUGAACACUCUUCAAAGGGAUAAUGUUUGGUGUUUGAAGCCAGAUUACAUCGCCGAGUAUCUAAUGCAGGAGCCACCACCUCCCCCUCAGAAAUACUUACUCUCAGAACUUGGAACGCCUGGUGAACAGGACAGAUCGAUUCCUGGGCAGACAAGGAAGAGGAAAGGGGAGGAUCUUACUGGCGGCGAUAAAAGAGUUCGUGUUUAAUUUUUAAAGGAUCAGAAAUUGUAAUGCGCCCUCUUGACCUUGUUUUGAAAGCAAUAGUACUACCAUGGUUUGGAGUAAAAGACAGUACAUAUUUCUCCCAUCUUUUGGAAGAAACUUACAUACUAAAUUUGGCACAAGGGGAAUUUUUACCUUUUUACCCUGCGGGUGACCAGCUUCUAAUUUCUUCUUACAGUCAUAUUGCUGUGCCAUUCAUUAAGGUCGUGAGAAUAAAAGAAAUAAGCGCCAAUCUAAGAAGCUUUGAUUGUUAAACAAAUUCUUCUUGUCAGCACCA